Molecule: messenger RNA, 2179 nt
Organism: Podarcis muralis (Common wall lizard)
Lineage: Eukaryota; Metazoa; Chordata; Lepidosauria; Squamata; Lacertidae
Gene: TRIM62
Product: tripartite motif containing 62
Molecular function (GO): zinc ion binding; protein binding
Source: RefSeq, a predicted model, not a curated record
CACAAAGGGAGCCCGGAGAAAGCGCCUGGCUGCUGGGCCGGGCCGGAUCGGGCCGAGGCGAACCGGGGCAAAGCGGUGGCCGCGGCUGGGUCCCGGUGGUGGCGCGCCAUGGCGGGCGCGUCGGGCGCGUCGUGCAGCCUGAAGGACGAGCUGCUGUGCUCCAUCUGCCUGAGCAUCUACCAGGACCCGGUGAGUUUCGGCUGCGAGCACUACUUCUGCCGCCGCUGCAUCACGGAGCACUGGAGCCGCCAGGAGGCGCAGGCGGCGCCGGCCCGCGACUGCCCCGAGUGCCGGCGCACCUUCGCCGAGCCGGCGCUGGCGCCCAGCCUCAAGCUGGCCAACAUCGUGGAGCGCUACGCCGCCUUCCCCCUCGACGCCAUCCUGCUGAGCGCGCAGCAGCGCGGCGCCUCCGCCUUCGCCUGCGCCAAGGAGCACGGCAAGGUCAAGCUCUUCUGCCUCACCGACCGCGCCGUCGUCUGCUUCUUCUGCGACGAGCCGGCCGUGCACGAGCAGCACCAGGUCACCAGCCUCGAGGACGCCUUCGAGGAGCUCCAGAGGGAACUUAAGGAGCAGCUGCAGACUCUGCAGGACAGCGAGCGCGGCCACACAGAAGCCCUGGCUCUCCUGAAACGGCAGCUGGCCGAGACAAAGUCCUCUGCCAAGAGCCUGCGGGCCACGAUCGGGGAGGCGUUUGAACGGCUGCACCGCCUGCUCCGCGAGCGCCAGAAGGCCAUGUUGGAGGAGCUGGAGGCGGACACGGCCCGGACUCUGACGGACAUCGAGCAGAAGAUCCAGCGCUACAGCCAGCAGCUCCGCAAAGUCCAGGAGGGCAGCCAGAUCCUCCAGGAGCGGCUGGCCGAGGCGGACAAGCACUCCUUCCUGGCCGGCAUUGCGUCCUUGUCCGAGAGGCUCAAGGGCAAGAUCCACGAAACGAACCUCACGUACGAGGACUUCCCCACCUCCAAGUAUAUGGGCCCCUUGCAGUACACGAUCUGGAAAUCUCUUUUUCAGGACAUCCACCCAGUGCCUGCCACCCUCACGCUGGACCCCUCCACAGCCCACCAGCGCCUCAUCCUCUCCGACGACUGCACCAUCGUGGCCUACGGCAACCUGCACCCGCAGCCGCUGCAGGACUCCCCCAAGCGCUUUGACGUGGAGGUCUCAGUGCUGGGCUCGGAGGCCUUUGGCGGCGGGGUGCACUACUGGGAGGUGGUGGUCUCAGAGAAGACGCAGUGGAUGAUCGGCCUGGCGCACGAGGCCGUCACGCGCAAGGGCAGCAUCCAGAUCCAGCCCAGCCGCGGCUUCUACUGCAUCGUCAUGCACGACGGCAACCAGUACAGCGCUUGCACGGAGCCCUGGACCCGGCUGAACGUCAAGAGCAAGCUGGAGAAGGUGGGCGUCUUCUUGGACUACGACCGCGGCCUCCUGAUCUUUUACAACGCGGAUGACAUGUCCUGGCUGUACACCUUCCGGGAGCGCUUCCCGGGCAAGCUCUGCUCCUACUUCAGCCCGGGGCAGAGCCACGCCAACGGGAAGAACGUGCAGCCGCUGCGGAUCAACACUGUCCGCAUUUAAGGGCUGCCGACAAGGGGGGGGGCCGUCAGCGGCACAGCACUGACUGUUGUGAGCCGUGAUGCCUGACUCCUGGGGGUCCCUCCCAACUCUACCAUUCUGUGGUUCUGUUCUUGACUAGCAGAACACAGAGGUGAACACGCAGGGUUCCUUGCUUGAGCUUCCGGAAGAGCGGGGCUUUUCAAUUAGGGACAGAAAACUGGUGUGAGGUCCACCAGGGGAGGGGAGUCGGGAUUCUUGCUUGCGGCGUUUCUGGGUGCUGCCCCUCGACGCAGCUUGGUGGGCGGCCGGCGAUGGUGCAGUGAGGUGGGCCAGCUGAGGAACGAGGCGCUUUUGUGAGGGAACAGAGCUCUGAACUUUUCUUUCCCGGCAAAGUCCGCGUGGCGCAGAUUCCAGGCCCACAGGCAGGUGCAUGUACCAAAACGAAACCUCGCGGCCCCCACCGCUGGCUGGUUUAAGUGGGAACGGGUUUAUGUCUGUAUGGAUUUGUAUUAGUUGGUCUGAUUUCCUGUUUGGGGAGGCUGGGAGGAAAAUGGCGGCUGGGGAGCACCGGGGAGGGGGAGGAAAGAAGGAAACGGUGAAAUAAAUGGAACGUUUGGACCCCAAA